AUGGACCAAACUCUACAUUUCAUUCUUGUUCUCAUUGCUCUCUGCUCUGUAUCUGAAUGUGUUCAGCGUCAGUAUUACUUUAUUAAUGUGUUAAAGACCUGGACUCAAGCUCAGAGAUUCUGCAGAGAGACAUACACAGAUCUGGCAACGGUUGACAGCAUGAAUGACAUGAACGAGCUGAAGAAGAGUGUGAAUGACGGAGGUGUUGAGUAUGUCUGGAUUGGGCUGCAAAAGACGGGUCUUGAUAAAUGGCAGUGGUCUUCAGGUGAACCUGCGCUUUAUCUGAACUGGGCUACUGGACAACCUGAAGGCAGAGAUGAUUGUGGAAUGAUGUGGAAUGGAAAAUGGGAGGAUUUGUCAUGUAGUGAUAAUCGUCAUUCCAUCUGCAACAACACGAACACAGCACCCAUAUUCAUCAAUCAGACAAUGAAUUGGAGAGAUGCUCAGAUAUACUGCAGACAGAAUCACAUUGAUCUGGUCAGUGUGAGAAACCAGAAUGAAAAUGAACAGAUUCAGAAGAUCAUUAGUGAUAAUCAUUUAUCUAAACCAUGGGUCUGGAUCGGUCUGUUCAGAGACUCAUGGCAGUGGUCAGAUCAGAGUAACUCCUCAUUCACAUACUGGAAGUCUGGUGAACCAAAUGGUAGAAAUAAUGAGAACUGUACAGUGACAGAACCAAAAUCUCAGGGAGAAUGGUUAGACAUGACUUGCACCAGCCCAUUUCCUUUUGUGUGUCAUGAAGAUAAACUGAUUGUGAUCGAAGAGAAUUUGACAUGGUCUAAAGCUCUGAGAUACUGCAGACAGAAUCAUAUGGAUCUGGUAUCGGUUCAUUCAGAAGAAAUUCAGCGUCGUGUGAUGAAUGUGGUUAAACGGUCAUCUACUGCGGCAGUGUGGCUGGGUUUACGUCACUCCUGCACUGUGGGCAUAUGGUUCUGGGUGAAUGGAGAGACCGUGUGCUAUCAGAACUGGGCUCCAGGGAAUGGUACAGAAGAGGAAGAUUGUGAGAAUACAGUGAGAUCUGGAGCAGUUCAGGCUGGAAAAGAUCAGCUCUGGAUUAGCCUGCCUGAAACAGAUGAGCUCAACUUCAUCUGCAGCAGAUAUUAG
Messenger RNA from Labeo rohita (rohu), 1101 nucleotides. Its product is annotated as macrophage mannose receptor 1. The coding region runs from base 1 to 1101 and encodes 366 amino acids. The transcript is spliced from 4 exons. The record is from RefSeq and is a predicted model, not a curated record. NCBI's taxonomy places the organism in Eukaryota, Metazoa, Chordata, Actinopteri, Cypriniformes, Cyprinidae.